AUCUUUUGGGAUGAUUAACAGUAAUACAGCUCGUAACUUCGAGUCCGAUUAAUUAAGUGUUGAAUGAAGGAACGUACACUUUAUAGACCAAGCGUCCUUUCAGGGUAUCUCACUCGCUUUUUGUAUUUUUAACUUGUUUACAUCGAAGCGCACCGAAGAAAAGGUGACUUUUUUGGGGGGAUUUCAUGCCAUUUCUCUCCCGAUCAGCUGAUGCAGCCAGGUGAACUGCAGACGGAUGGAUGAAUGGCUGAGGCUGGAUGGCUGCUUUUCUAGUCUAGUGGAGGAUUUGCCGCUCGUCUCACAUUACACCGCUGCUCUUCAUCUUCCUGUCUCCCUCCGUCGCGAUCGCUCCCCCUCGGCCUGUGAGCGGAUGAAUGCCGAAGCCUGGGAUUUUAUCAUCGCCCAAAGGACUCCAUGUCUUUCUUGGACUGUUCCUGCAUCUCCCACGCUCAGGUCCAGCCCUUGGACCUAGAGGAGCGCUAUGAGGACACCAGCCACCAGUUCCUGAGCUGUGACGGUUCUCAAUACACUCUGCAAGGGCCAGCGGGAGGCGAUGACAUCACAGGACUGUCAGCGGUGCCCGCCCACUACCAGCUGCUGUCUGAGCUCGGGAGGGGCUUCAAUAACCUGAGCCAGGUGAACAUGGCGCGACACAUCCCUACUGGCCAGCUGGUUGCCGUCAAGCAAACCAACCUGGACGAGUGCACCGAGGAGGAGCUGGUGCAGCUCAUGAACGAGGUUCUGCUGUCCCGGCUGUUCCGUCACACCAACCUGCUGACGUCUCGCCUGGUCUUCAGCUCCUGCUGCCAGCUCUGGGUCCUCACACCGCUCAUGGCUUAUGGCUCUGCAGACACCUUACUAAGAACAUACUUCCCAGAUGGAAUGAGUGAAUCCCUGAUAGCGUACCUGCUGUAUGGUGUUCUGAAGGCGUUGGAAUACCUGCACCAGAUGGGCUACGUGCACCGCGGGUUGAAGGCCAGUCACAUCCUGCUGUCCGGCGAGGGGCGUGUCUACCUCUCAGGGCUGCACAGCAUUUACAGUAUGAUGCGCGAGGGGAAGAGGAUGAGGGCCGUGUUUGACAUGCCCCAUCACAGCCCGGCCCUGCUGCCCUGGCUGAGCCCUGAGCUGCUGCGACAGGACCUGCAUGGAUACGGAGUGAAGUCUGAUAUCUACAGUUUAGGUAUUGUGGCCUGUGAGCUGGUCAGCGGCAGGGUGCCCUUCCAGGAUAUGCCCCCCACUCAGAUGCUGCUCCAGAAGCUCCGGGGCUCCCACUGCUGCCUCCUGGACGUCGCUCCCUUCCCGCUCGGCGAGCUCGGGGGGCUGAAGGUGUCGCGGUCCGGCGUGGACUCCGGCAUCGGGGAGAGCGUGGCCACGGGGAGCCUUACGCACAGCGCCACCGCUCCCCCCGCCGAUCGACCCCAGAGCCCCGCGCCCAAAAACCACUCGGUCACCCUGCACAACCUGGUGCAGCUGUGUCUGCAGCAGCAGCCUGAGCGCAGACCGUCAGCAUCUUCACUGUUGACCCAUGCCUUCUUCAAGCAGGUGAAGAGGCACACCAGAGACUCCUUCCUCAGCCUCAUGUACCCAGCAGCGCCCCUCACCAGCCUGGACGACCUCCCGGUAUCCUGCCCCCCCACCCCGUCCUGCCACCCUCUGACAUCCACCCCCACAGAUCCCGCUGAGGGGGUGUGGGACUUCUCCUAACCCCAAAUCCUCCAUCACUCCAAAUACUGACUAGCAAGCCAAACACGAGACAAUCAAAACAGAGCAAUGAGGCCAAAUUCUACUGUGCUUUUAUUUUGUAGUAUUCACUCUCUGAGCCUUUUUUUUUUUUUUUUAAGUAGUUUUUGUAGUUUUUUUUUUAAAUAUGUUUGUCGGAUACAUAUGUGGAGUAACGUUGGAGCAGCUGACAGGACUGUGAAAGUGCUGUAUCAAAAAGCUGCUCUGAUCAUAGUCUAAAGGUCAUGAUAAGAAUUUGUUUCAGAAUAAAAGCCUGGUUGACCGAUAAUCAAGCGCUUCCGAACAGCAACUACGAGUUAAAGAAAAAAAAAGUCCACAUGGUUAAAAACAGCUGUUGUUAUUUUGUGUGCCUGUAGUCGCAGUUCUUCUCCUUUAAAGUAUUUACAGGAAAAAAGUGACUUUGGAAAUAAAUCAAAAUCCAACAAAAAGUGAAACCUCGAUAGGUACUGCAGACUAAUCUCUGAAGAGUGAGAGACUGUGUAACGGUGUUUUUUUCCCUUUUUUAAGUGUUAUGUUGUAUUCAUACUGUGAAUAGUGAAUGCUGUGAGCGUAGUUACGUCACCUAUGUGCAUAUAUAUUCAUCUUUAUAAUCAAACUAAGGAUGCAAAGGAGGGGAAAACAGAAGAUAUUUGAACAUAAAAACCUGCUACACAUAUUUUGAAUUUAGUGUCUUACCCUUUUUUUUAUGUUAAGAUAUAACUCUUACUCUUAACGGGAAAAACAGAAUCUGCCUUAGAAUUAAAAUGUUUGAAAUGUUUAUUGAGUAUCAAAGUAAUUAUAUAAACUAGUUAUAGUUGUUUGUACAUUUAUGAAUACAGGAAAUACAGGAACAGCUAAUCACUAUUUUGGCGUCUUUUAUCUGCUCCACUUUUCAGAAAAUGUUCCCUUUGUGACAUCACAAAGGGCAGUAACCCCUCCCCCAGGUGGGUGACACUCCCACAGCUAGGUGUUUGUUCUGUCCUCUGAGUCUGCCUUCUCACCGUAAACAAUAGGACAUGGGAGCGAGAAAUCCCCAAGCCCUUCCAGAAAGGGGGCGUGGUCAAACAUAGCUAAUUUACAUAUUUAAAGCUACAGCGACAGAAACAGCCUGUUCUGAGCAGGGCUGAAAUAGAGGGGUUUAUAGACAUGAUCAAAUACAGGAUCAGAGUGGAUUUAGAACAAGAAACUAGAGCUAUUAGAGGAGCUCUGAGACUUAUUUAAACUAGUUGAAAUUUAAAAUAAUGUGUGACCUUUAACAAUAUUUUGCUUCCUCUUCACCUUUUCAUAUGUAUGCUAAGCUUUGUAAAAACAAAGCAAGAUUAGGCCUCUGAUUAAUACAUGUAUUCACUAUGAUACAUAUUAUGUAUUUAAAUUAGAUUCAAACUCAAGUUUAUAAUACUGUAAUGAUACUGUUGCUGUGUGUUUGAACAUAUAUGCACAUAGUGUUUAUGUUUAGACAUUUUACAAAGUGUUCUCAUAUCUUUGCCUCGACACAAAAAAGACAAUGUGUAAACUUGACUCCUGAAAGAAGCACAUUAACAAUCCUGUCUGUGUUCAUGUAGGGGUUAGAACCCCUCUGUAGAUCAACCCCCCUUUCCUUAAUCGUAAGUUAUUCAACAAAAAAAUAGAUUUCUACUGUGCUGUACAAACACUUCUCCAACAAUGCCUUUUUGGUUUGAAUGAAAGCUGCAUUGUGAAUAUGGUGAUCUGUGUAACUGUGAUUAAGUGUAUGAGAACUGUGAUCUGCAGUUCAUGACAAAACAUGGUAGCUGUAUGAGCCUUAUCUAUAUAUAUAUACACCUAUUAUAAAUGAAAUAAAUGUACAUACACAUUUUUAUUUCUAAACUU
Labrus mixtus (cuckoo wrasse) is the source of this 3567-nucleotide messenger RNA. RefSeq names its product STE20 related adaptor beta (gene stradb). The transcript is spliced from 12 exons. Gene Ontology annotation, biological process: protein phosphorylation. Bases 415 to 1704 code for a protein of 429 amino acids. Gene Ontology annotation, molecular function: protein serine/threonine kinase activator activity; protein kinase activity; ATP binding. Lineage: Eukaryota; Metazoa; Chordata; Actinopteri; Labriformes; Labridae. The record is from RefSeq and is a predicted model, not a curated record.